GUCAAGUUAACUCAAGAUGGCGGUCUAAACAACGGUGAGCAAAAGCCGAAGCCGAAGGAGAAACCUAAACUCGUUUUUUUUUUAAAACGAUCUUAUUCUGAAAGGUAUGUGAUGCAAUUUUCUAAAAAUGAAAAGAGAAGACUAGUCAGCAAAGCACAAUGGCAUCGUUGAAUUAUACCUCCUCCUAUGAUGACACAAGCGAUGAUUCCCAAUCUCCUCUGAAAGGCAGGAGUUCCCGGGAAGAAAGCCCUCAGUCUCAGGGAGAACUUAUCAUAGUGUCGGAGACCGAUGCCAGGAGCUCCAAGAGUGCUCCUGCAGCCUUGCAGACUGGCUCCUUGGAUGACUACUCCCUACUGCUCCAGGAGCACAAUCUAUCCUCGCCUCAAAAGCCGGUCACCCCUACCACACCUUUUACCAAGCCCACCACGAAACAGAAGACAGUGCACUUUGAGACAGAACCAGAGUUCUUUGAGCCAACCUCAAGGGCCAGGAAGAAAAGUCUGGAUCUUAAAGCAAGGCUGUAUGAUAGGCCGCAGGAUGCUCAGGUGUUCCAGACAAUGAGACAAGGCCAACAGAAUGGCCAUACUGAUGCUCUAAAAAAUAAACAGGGUGCACCGCUUCCUCCAAUACCAAGACCUCCAUCAGGUAGCAGAGUACCUGGUCCUGGUAACACCAUCAGGACCACGUUCUUCAAGAGGGAUCAGACAAGAAUCAGGGUUAGACGUCAGAUGGCAAAGAAGAAGGAGAGUGAGGAAGGGGUGCAGAAAGUACCCGAAAGCCCAAAGGAUAUAGGAAAAGAUCAACUGGUAACUCAAGACAUGCCUGAUGAUCAUCCAGCAAAGACUACCCAAAAGCCCCCUGUACCCACUGUGGCAGCUCCAGAUAGCAUCGGCGAGUACAGGGAAUCCCCUCUCCAUGACCCUGCAGAGGUCAGAGGUCAUGAAGGGAGUGCACCAAGACCCUCAGAAAGCAGACACCUUGAUACAGCAGGAAUGGAAUCAUCCAUUGCUCCUCUCUCACCCCUGAUGCAGCUUGCCAAAAAGGAGUUUACCCCAGACCCCUCAGAGGGGUCUGUGAAGAGCCAAGAUGCUACCCCCAGGAACAUGUCUCUUACAGGUUCUCAAGCGGAUGCAAGUGCGGUAUUGACCUAUCUACAGACAAAUCUCUAUGACAACACAGCCCCUGCUGUGGAUAGCCUUAGCUAUCAUAUUAGGAAGAUGCGCCGUGAUCUAGGUCUUGUUAUAGACCUUCCUCGCCAUGGACCAGGGGUCAAGGAGGUUAUUCCUACUCUUGAGAUGAAGUUACAAGAGCCAGAGAAGACCCAGGAUGGUGUGCGAGAAUAUUUAGAGGAAAUUCCAAAGAACAAGUCACAGUUUGUCUAUGCAUUACCCCGGAAUCGGCAUGAUCAAAGAGGGCGCUACAACCCUUAUGAUCUCCAAGUUGUUUCACCCAACGAGGCCAGAACAUCCAAGCUUCACUUCACUGCCAGUGCAACUUUUGUUACAUUGCAUAUUGAAGAGGGAGAAAAUGAGUAUGAUGACAUCACACCCACAAUGCAAUGGCAGUACGAGAGAAGGCUUUUCUCUGCCAUUAAUACUCAGUCUGUGUUUGUCAAAUUUAGGAUAUGGAAAGCAUUCAAUGUGUGGAAAAUAAAUGUCCGGGCAGCUAAGAAUGCAACCGCAAAAACCAUUAUGAAGAAGCAGUUGUUCACCGUCAAUGAGAUCCUCCAGCGCUGUCUCCUCUAUGUCCGAGCCCAGUGCGAGUCAGCCUGCUGCAGUAUGACCGGCCAGGGCACAAGGGAAAAGGCCAUUUGUCUAGUGGCCCUGGACAAUCAUAAGACAUUGACCUUGGGGGAGUUCUGUAAGAACCAGGCUAACCAGUGUGAGACGGCUCAUCUACAGUUAUCAAGAAUGAGGGAAAAGUUUGUCAAGCUUGCCUGGGAGUGCUGUGUGAAAGUAGCUGAAAUGGAAGGCAUCAAUCAUAAAUUUCAUCCUGGCAUGGGACCACUCACAAAGAAGGUUCAACUCAAGAGAGACAAAGUGGACAAAUCCAAGAAAGAUGACAAGAGUAAUGGUCCCACCUACACACAGAUAGCGCAAUGGCGUGCCAUCCUGGGCCGUCUUGCAAAGUUCCUCCAUGCAACAGACUACAUCAUCCUGGACCUCCUUCAUAGGCUGGUCAAGACCGCUGUCCACUUACUGAGGGAGUUCCUUCAGAUGUCCAUCUCUACUGGAGAGGAGCUAGCUCUGAAGGACGAGGGAUCAGACAGCGGGAGUGAUGCGGAAGGGGAUAGGCCAAAAAAGAAGACGGGAGGUUUUUCAAGGAGGCUUGCCACCUUAGACUUGGAAAGUCGAUCAAGCACCCCUGAAUCAGCCAGACCUGAAACAGAGGAAGUGGGUCACAGCAAGAAGAAGGUCAAAGGUCAACCAACCAAACCACCUGCAGAGGUUCCCAAAUAUGACUUUAACAAGAUUGAGGAGAAAGCACAGCCUGUCAAUAUAGAUCAGAUUCUAGAUGAUCUAAAGAGACAAGAGAUAGUAGAGAUGCCUCCUGAUCCUGUCUUCCAGAUUCAGUUGGUGCUUAAUGUCCCUCCAUUAGAGAAACACCAGUCUGGACCGUCGAACAAGAAAAGUGGUAAACAUUCCCGAGAUAGAGGAAAGAAGAAGGUUGUGACCUUCCACGAAUCCUCAAGCAGUAGUGACGAUGAGAGCAGUUCCAGUGACUCAGAUUCAGGGCAUGAAAGUGAGAGCUCAUCAUCUUCUUCAGAUGAAUCCAAAGAUGGACAAACCAAACAAAAACCAUCCAAGAAAUAUGCCUAUCCUGUUGAACAUGAAAAGGACACUGAUCAGGUACAGAGCAAAGUGACAAUCAGUCUACAGCCUUCAAGAGAACAGUUCAUGUCAAAGGUCAAAGGUCUCAUUGCUGGAUUUGAACACACAGUGGGUCAAGUCCAGGCCUUACACCGUGACCCCUACCUCCAAGUGUUCUGGAGCCCUCCCCGCUAUGACCUGAAGCUCUCCACCAUGGGUAUGGAUGAUGAAGAGAAACAUCGACCUUGGCCUGAUCUAGAGCUUCUGUUUGGUGAGGAUGGGGAGUAUGGUAGCUCUGUAACAGAGGUGCUCCAAGCAGUCUCAGAGAAUGUCAACUCAGUUCAGGAAUAUGCCAAGAAUUUUGAACCAUAUACUGGUAUGGUUGAUCAGGCCAGACGAGUAGAUGUAGAGGGCUCACUCCAAAAACGAGAAUGGACUACUGAAGAAUUUAACCAUGUUCUCUCAGCCCACUCAGAAAUGGUUAAUUCCAUGGAAAACAUGGAGAAGGAACGUCGGAGUGGGAUGAUCCAUGUCUUGGUUCACAACUUUCAGAAGACCUGUCUUCCUUACCCUACUGAUGUCAUGGUGGCUGUAGUCAGGAGACUUCCACAGAUUGCUAAUAGACGCAAUGAGAACCUCCUCAAAGUCAUCAAGAGUGCCUCCAAGAAGCUGGACCACAUGCCCCAGUCUGUGGAAGAGUUUGUGGAACAUCUAUCAUUCCUCUCUCGAAUGGGAUCAGAGUUACCGUCCCUGGAGAAGGAAUACUUUGUAGUGACAAGACUCUUCACCAUUGCUAAAGACUUUGAUGUCCCCAUAGAGCCUGAGGAGCUGGCCUUGUAUCAGACACUCAUGCCAAGCUUCCAGCAUCUUAAGUCCACCAUCAUAUAUUGUGAAGCUAAGAAGGAUGAGAAUAUCAGCAAGUUCAGUGAUGAUCUCAAUAUUCAUAUUCAAGGACUUCUGUCUGAGGCAUAUGACAUCCGUAACCGGGUUCAGGCUCCAACCCUGCUCAGUGCAGAUACCCUGGCAGUGGUUGCCAUGGAGAACCUGAAACUACUGAAUGAUGAGCUCAAUGCUGUGUCAGGCAAGGCUAGGAGCUAUGCCAGCUACCAGGAUAGGUUUGGUAGCUCCAUCUCCACUCAGAACAAGAUGAAAGGCAUCUCAGAAGAGAUCAUGAUGUCGGACUACAGCGACCGCAGUGCCAGUGCCCAGCAGAUCCUUUCCGAGCUUUCGGAGAUAGAGCGAGAGCUGCAGCUGAGGAAACUCCUAUGGGAAUCCUCAGAUGAAUGGGGCAACCUUGUAGAAGACUGGACAGAGACUCAGUUUGAUGGCCUCAAUGUGGACAUCAUGCAGAAGAAUGUCAGCAAGUUCACCCAAACGGUGUUCAUGUUGGAGAAAGGAUUACCACCAAAUGAAGUCCUUCCUCGGCUGAAGGAGCGUGUCUUAAGCUUCAAGCAAGGUAUGCCUGUCAUUACAGCCUUGAGGAAUGCAGCUCUGAGGCCAAGGCAUUGGCAAGAGAUCCAGAACCUGAUUGGUAGGGCCAUCAUCAGGGACAAGAACUUCACUCUUGGAAAGUUUCUUGAGUUGCAGCUGUUCCAAUACAAAGACCAGAUCAAUGAUAUAUCCACAACAGCCAGUAAUGAAGCUACACUGGAGGUCAUGUUGAAUAAGGUAAUUGAUCUAUGGAGAGUGACUGACUUCCGUCUGGUGCCUCACAGUGGGCGUGACUUCAGCAUCAUUGCAGGAGCCGAUGACAUCAUGACCCAGUUGGAGGAGAGUCAGGUUACCAUUGGAACCAUCAGAGGCUCAAGAUAUGUCACUCCUAUCAAGGCUCUUGUUGAUGAAUGGGACAGGAAGUUGAAUGUAUUUUCCCGUACCUUGGAUGAAUGGAUGAUGUGCCAGAGGAACUGGCUCUAUCUGGAACAGAUCUUCACUACACCCGACAUACAGAGACAACUUCCCACUGAAGCCAAGCUAUUUGCCAGUGUUGAUAAGUCCUGGAAAGACAUCAUGCGUCGUACAGAGGACAGGCCCAAUGCUCUGAGGUGUGCCACGUUACCAGGUGUGCUUGAGAUUCUUCAGACCAACAACUCCAAUCUAGAGAAGAUCCACAAAUGCCUCGAGGAUUAUCUUGAGACAAAGAGACUAGUGUUUCCAAGAUUCUACUUUCUCAGUAAUGAUGAUCUUCUGGAUAUACUGGCUCAGAGCAAAAAUCCUGAUGCUGUACAGCCCCAUCUUGUGAAAUGUUUUGGUAACAUCAAGAGUCUUGAGUUCCAGAGAGAACCUAAGCUACCUCCUACAGUCAGGGCUAUGAUAUCAGCAGAAGGAGAGGCCAUCUUCUUGCCAAAGAAUGUACGUGCCCGGAAUCCGGUUGAGCAGUGGCUUGGCAGUGUGGAAUCAGCCAUGUUUGAUUCUGUCAGAAGAAACUUGAAAGAAAGUGUUGGAAAGUGGGGUAAAGAUCUUGAGGAUUGGGUCAUGUCACACCCGGGCCAGGUGGUUCUUACUGUGGUCCAGAUCAUGUACAACCGAGAGGUGACGGCGAGCCUAGAGGCUCACAAGGCUUCAAAAGCCCUGAUGGAAUCAAGGGAUAGAUUGGUUGACCGCCUCAACAUCCUUGCGGGAAUGGUGACUAAACCAUUGACCCAUCAUAAGAGAAACAGUGUGGAGGCGCUCUUGGUCAUCAUGGUACAUUCCAGGGAUAUUGUGAAUAACCUCAUCGAUGGCAAGAUCAGGAAGAGUGAUGAUUUUGAGUGGACAAAGCAGUUGCGUUACCAGUGGGAAGAACAAAGCAAUUCCUGUAUCGUCCACCAGGCCAAUGCAUCUUUCCAGUAUGGAUACGAGUAUCUGGGCUGCUCACUACGUCUUGUCAUCACACCCUUGACUGACCGCUGCUACCUCACACUGACCGGUGCAAUGCAUAUGCAUCUGGGAGGGUCACCGGCUGGACCAGCCGGUACGGGUAAGACUGAGACGGUCAAGGAUCUAGCCAAGGCUGUAGGGAAGCUGUGUCUGGUCUUCAACUGCUCAGAGGGCUUGGAUUAUAAGAUGAUGGGCAAGUUCUUCUCAGGUCUAUCUCAGUCUGGUAGUUGGUGUUGCUUUGAUGAAUUCAAUAGAAUUGAUGUUGAGGUACUCUCUGUCAUUGCUCAACAACUUCACAGCAUCAAGACGGCUAAAGAUGCUAAUGCCCUCAGGUUUAUGUUUGAAGGUCGUGACAUCAGGCUCAAUCCAACAUGUGGAGUCUUCAUCACCAUGAACCCAACGUAUGCUGGACGUGUGGAGCUUCCCGAUAAUCUGAAAUCCCUCUUCCGUCCUGUAUCAAUGAUGGUACCUGAUUACGCCCUCAUUGCUGAGAUCAUGUUAUUCUCUGAGGGUUUCACCUCCGCGAGGUCACUCUCCAACAAGAUAGUCAAUCUUUAUCAGCUUGCCAGUAAACAGCUCUCUCAGCAGGAUCAUUAUGAUUUUGGUAUGAGAGCUAUCAAGUCUGUUCUGGUUAUGGCUGGACAAAGAAAAAGAAAGGCUCAGAUGGAGUCUGCGGAAGCGAAACCUCUUAGUGAGCUAGAGGAAGCCUUCAUUCUUAUCCAUGCUCUGAGGGAUGCUAACAUGCCCAAGUUCUUGGCUGAAGAUGUACCCCUCUUUGAGAAUAUCUUAGCUGAUCUUUUCCCAGGAAUUGACCCACCGCAACCAGACUUUGGGGUUUUAGAGAAAGCAAUCUCCAUGGCCAUACGUGACCUGACCUUGCAGCACUGGCCCAGUCAGAUAGAGCAUGUCAAGCAACUCCAUUCCCAGAUUCUAGUCCGUCAUGGGGUCAUGUUGGUAGGCCCAUCGGGUGGUGGAAAGACGUCUGUCAGGAGCAUCCUACAGAGGGCGCUAGUUGUCCUACCCACAAUUCACAUGGAAGAGGGCAACGAGAAGGGCAAAACUAUCAUGAAAACCUAUGGCAAGAAGGGGCGAGUGGACACGUUCACACUCAACCCAAAGUGCGUUAAGAUGGGUGAGCUGUAUGGUCAGACUGACCCCAACACCUUGGAGUGGACAGACGGUCUCCUUGCCUCAGCGGUCAGGAAGUUCUCCAGAGAGAAUGCCAGUCACCACCCAGGAGGGGAGGAUGACAGUAGACCAGGAACUAACAUCAGUGGGACUACCAGGGAUAUGGAGUCUAUGUCAGGGAUGACCACUCCAAGAUCAGCCUCCCGAGGCCCAUCCCCCGGUGGCACCUCCUACCCACCAUCCACCUCCGCCUCCCAGUCCAUCGUCAUGGACUCCACCACUGGUGGGGACAGCAUCCGACCAGUGACAGAGGACCGCAGUGAGAAGAUGGGUCAUGGUGCCGGUGAGCAGACACCCAACGACUGGCAGUGGCUUGUUCUUGAUGGCCCAGUGGAUACUCUGUGGGUGGAGAACCUCAACACGGCUCUGGACGAUAGUAAGCUUCUGUGUCUGGCCAAUGGAGAGAGAAUCAGCUUGACCCCUGGGAUGAGGCUACUGUUUGAGGUGGACAAUCUCUCCCAAGCCAGUCCAGCCACUAUCAGUAGAUGUGCUAUGGUCUAUUUGGACCCAGUUGAUCUUGGAUGGAGACCUUCUGUUAAGACAUGGAUCUCAAAGUUAUCCAAGGAUAUACCUGAUAGUGGGAAGCAGCAUCUGCAGGCUCUGUUUGACAAGAGUCUUGAUAAGGGCUUAGAGUUUGUCCAGGAGUACAAGAGUCACCAGCAUGUACCAGCCUCACAGACAAGCAUGGUCAACACCCUGUGCAACCUUCUUGGUGCAUUUCUUGACUUCCUAGGCAAGAAUGGCGGCUUCGGAAACCCUGAUGAAGAGAGACCAUCCAGUGGAGAGAGUCUUCUGUCCAGUCAUUCUGGACGAUCAUCUAGAUCUGGUACCAGGAGAGGUUCCAGGAAGAUUAAAGAGAAACCAAAGGCCCAGGCUAACAAGGGAAACACCAAGGAAUGGUACCUCCAGAAGUACCCAGACCAGCUUCUCAACAUGCUUGGCAAGAUCUUUGUCUUCUGUUAUGUCUGGUCCAUUGGUGGUGUCCUUAGGAGAGAAGAUGAUAGUGAUGAUGAUGGGGGUAUCUCUAUGGGACCAGCAACAGGCGGUGGAGGAGGAGCAGGAGGAGGGAAGAAGGCUGAAUUAGUGGAGCUAAACAUCUCAUAUGAAUUUGAUGGCUUUGUGCAUGACAUGUUUGAUACUGAACCACCAUUAGGAGUACGACUACCCUCUGGUAGCCGAACUAUCUUCCAUUACUUUGUGAACCUUGAGAGUGGAAAGUUUGUUCCUUGGGAUGAGCUGGUACCAAGCACAAAGUCACUCAUAGAUAAGGGUGUCGUCCAUGUCUCUCUAGGAGAACAGCUGGGAGUUACCAACCAAAUGAGCAAAGAGGCAUCCCUUGAAGAUGGUGGUCAGGUUCCCACAGUAGAUACCAUCAGGUAUUCAUUCCUAACAAGUCUGCUCCUACUCAACAAGAAGCCUGUUCUACUCACUGGUGAUUCUGGAGUUGGCAAGUCGGCCCUGAUAAGCCACAUGCUCAAGCGACUAUGCAAGGACAAAGGCACCACCACAGAACAUGGCUCCAUCUUGGGUGAGGUGUUUAACUACAGCGAUAGAGGAACCAACAUCUUAUCAAACAUAUCGGCUCUCACCUCAAGUGUACUCAAUGAAGAGGGCAUGGAUGCAGAUGGUAUAAUGGGAGGUGGAGCCAUGGAUUUGACCUUUAUGACCGGUCAGGUUAAGAAGCAAGUCACAGGAUUGGUCAGCACCACCCUCCAGCUGAGUGCCCAGACCUCUCCGUCCAGAGUGACCACUCAGAUACAACAUAAGCUGAUCAAGAAGGGCAAAGACACCAUGGUUGGGCCAAGAGGCAAGAAGGUUGUGGUGUUUGUUGAUGAUCUCAACUUACCUGCUCCCGAGCAGUAUGGAGCUCAACCUCCUCUGGAGCUACUUAGACAGUUCAUGGAGCUACGAGGGUUCUAUGAUACCACUAAGUUAGCUUGGAAGAAUAUCUUGGAUGUUACUCUUGUUGCAGCCUGUGCUCCGAUUGGAGGAGGGCGUAAUCCACUUAGUCCAAGACUGCUUAAACAUUUCUGCAUGCUUGCCUUGCCUCAGCCAUCCACCCGCUCUCUCCAGCACAUAUACCAGGUCCAGUUAGGUCGUUUCUUGGAGAAUGGGGACUUCUUACCGGAUGUGAAAGAACUCCUGAACCCUCUGGUUUCUGCAUCCAUUGCCAUCUACUACAAGAUGUGUGUUAACAUCCUACCAACACCAGCAAAGUCUCAUUACACCUUCAAUUUAAGAGAUUUAUCCAAGGUAAUCCUGGGCCUACUGUUAGCCAAUGAAACCACAGUCACCUCCACAGAGUCAGCAGCCCAGCUCCUAGCCCAUGAGGCUAUGAGGGUCUUCCAUGACAGGCUGGUUGAUGACAACGAUCGGAUGAAGUUCUUUGAGUUCUUGGCAGACGAUUUGCACAACUAUUUCAAGGUGAAGUGGUCAGCAGAGACACUUCGGGACGAGCCAUUCCUGUUUGGUGAUUUCUUGGACCUGAAUGCCCCCUCUGCAGAGCGUAUUUACAGACCAAUUAAUGAUUAUGGUAAACUAGCCAGCAUCCUAGAAGAAUUCCUUGUCCGCAUCAAUUACUCAGGAGGACAGUUGGUCUUCUUCAGAGAGGCUCUUGAGCACAUUGUCCGUGCUGCCAGGGUGUUCCGCCAACCUGGAGGUCAUAUGGUCCUGGUGGGUUUGGAUGGUACUGGUAAGUCUACCACUGUCCAACUGGCCUGUCAUGUGGCUGGAUGUGAGCUCUUCAAGCUGAUGCUGACCAGGGGUUAUGGGCAGUCUGAUUUCAGAGAUGACCUCAAGACGGUCUUCAGGAAGGCAGGUGUCAAAGGCAUCAAUGUGGUCUUUCUUCUCACUGACAGUGAUAUUGUCAAGGAGUCUUUUCUUGAAGACAUCAACUGUGUGUUGAAUUCUGGUGAGGUACCUGACCUGUUUGAUAAUGAUGACAUGGAAGCCAUCAUGAUGGAGCUAAAAAGAGUUGCUCAAGAUGCUGAGAUGCCUGACAAUAGAGAAGCUGUCUAUGGGUUCUUCAUUCAGAGGGUCAAAAGUAGACUGCACAUUGUAAUAGCCACCAGUCCAGCGGGCGAAGCCUUCCGUCAGCGUUGCCGUAGCAACCCAUCCUUGGUGAACUGUUGUACAUUUGAUUGGUACGAUGAGUGGAGUACAGAAGCCAUGCUGAGGGUAGCUCACGUCUUCCUCAUGAGGGCAGACUUUAAAGGAAUCCUUGGGGAUACUGACCCAGAGACUCUGAAGGAGAACAUAGCACAGGUAUGUGUAGGUGUCCAUGGUGAUGUCACAAAGGAAUCAGUGAGGUACUACAAUGAGAUGAGACGUCAUUACUACACCACACCCAGUAGCUAUCUAGAUCUCAUCAGGCUUUACUCAAACAUGCUUGGAGAACAGAAGGGAUACUUCAUGAAUAACAAGAACCGUCUUGGUGUUGGAUUGUCCAAGCUAGGUGAAGCUAACUCACUGGUUGAUGCUAUGCAGGAUGAAUUGGUUGCUUUAGGACCAAAGAUUGAGGAAAAGGCUAAGGACACCGAGCUCCUUCUAGAGCAGCUAUCUAAGGAUCAGGAAGCUGUGGGUCAGGUCAGGGCUAUUGUAGAGCAUGAGGAAUCUAUCAUGAAAAGAGAGGCUCAGAUUGUUGAAGAUUAUGCUAAUCAAGCCCAGCAAGACCUCCAAUCUGUCAUCCCAGCCCUCCAGGAGGCCAUCGAUGCCCUAGACUCCCUGGACAAGUCAGACAUCUCUGAGAUCCGUGUCUACACCAAACCACCUGACCUGGUCAAUCAAGUGUUUGCUGCUGUCUGUGUCCUGUUCAAACAGAAGCCUGACUGGAGCACAGCUAAACAUUUGUUGGCUGAUCAAGGAUUCCUCAAAAAGCUGGUUAACUUUGACAAGAACAACGUCCCUGAUAAGAUCUCCCGUCAGGUCAAGAAAUACACUUCUUUACCUGAUUUCAUUCCUGAGAAGGUUGGUCAGGUAUCUUCAGCCUGCAAGUCAAUCUGUCAAUGGGUUCUUGCACUGGAACACUAUGUAGAGGUCACUAAGAUGGUGAAACCAAAGCAGAAGAGAGUUGAAGAGGCUAAGGAGGCACUCAAUCUAGCCCAAGAAGGACUAAGAGAAAAACAAGAAAGUUUAUCCAAGAUCCAGGACCAUUUGAGAGUAUUACAGCAGCAGUAUGAUGACAGCGUGCAUCAGAGAGAGUCGCUGAGAGAGAGGAAGGUCCUGACCACACUCAGACUCAAGAGGGCAUCGGUUCUUAUUGCAGCUCUGGCUGAUGAGGAGGUGCGAUGGGCGGAGUCAAUGGACAUAUUGGAGGGUAAACUACAGGGUGUGGUCGGUGACACCCUGGUAUCAGCCUCCAGUAUUGCUUACCUAGGGGUAUUUACUGCAUCCUAUAGGAGAGGAAUGAUCAAUAAAUGGGUUGAUAUGUGUCAGAGUAGGGGAAUUCCCUUGUCACAUGACUUCACCCUCAUUCACUCCAUGGCUGAACCUAAUGUUGUCCGUAAGUGGCAUAAUGAAGGGCUCCCUCAAGACAGUCACUCCACCGAGAAUGCCAUCUUUGUUAAGAGAGGUCAUCGAUGGCCCCUCAUGAUUGACCCUCAGGGUCAGGCCAGCAAGUGGAUCUGUGAGAUGGAAGGAGCUGCCUUGAUGAGGGUACAGGCCAAUGAUCCUAAUUUCAUCAGAGAUCUUGAGAGAGCUGUUAGGAUUGGUGAACCAGUACUCUUAGAGAAUGUGACAGAGGUUCUUGAUCCCAGUCUGAAGCCAAUCCUCCUGAAAGAGUUUGUAAGACGUGGUGCUCAGGAUGUCAUCAAGCUAGGAGAUACAGAGAUUGAAUAUAAUCACAAUUUUAGGUUGUACAUGACAACAAGUAUGGCGAAUCCUCACUUCCUACCUGCUGUGUGUAUUAGAGUGACCCUCAUCAACUUUACAGUGACCUUUGAAGGUUUGCAGGAUCAACUUCUAUCAACUGUAGUGCAGCAGGAACAACCUAUUUUAGAGAAGCAGAGAGGAGAGCUAUUGGAAAGCAUUGCCAGAGAUCUUACUUCACUCAGAGAUCUAGAAGAUAAGUCUCUUGGACUUCUUCAAAAAUCAGAAGGUCACAUCCUAGAUGAUCAAGACUUGGUGGACACUCUUGAGAAGAGUAAGAAGAUGUCAGGAGAGAUCCAGAAGAGAGUAGCUGAAUCAGAGAUUACUCAGAAGAAGAUUGAACAAGCUCGCAAGAAAUACCUUCCUGUUGCCACUCGUGGAGCAGUGCUCUACUUUGUGCUAGCUGACCUGGCAGCCAUUGAUGUCAUGUACCAGUUCUCCCUUCCCUGGUUUCAAAUGCUCUUUGGCAAGUGCAUUCGCGAUUCCUCUAGGGAAGGUUUAGCAAGUGUUGGCAGCAGUCAGCGCCCCGGGUCAGGAGGGUCCUCUGGUCGGCCCCUCAGUGGCAGGUUACGCCCCUCCAGUGCAAGGAAUAGUCCUGACCUCAGCAGGCAGUCUGUGGGUGGCAGGGACUCUCCCAUUCUAUCACGGGGGAGUUCCAGGCAUGCACUCCAAGGGAAGGACUUGAUACGUCAUCUCCAGAGUAUGGUGCGCAACCUGACAGAGACAAUUUACAAGGUUGUGUCUGUGGCCCUCUUCAACCACCAUCAGCUUGUGUUCUCCUUCAUGUUGUGUAGUAGCAUCAUGCUAUCUAAUGGACGUAUCGAGAGCAAUGAUCAUGAUGAGGUUGGAGGUAAUAUGGGCCGCAUCUCACAGGCAGAGUGGCAGGUCUUCCUUCAGGGCCAGGUGUUGGCAGAGACAGCUGACCCUCUCAUCCUGGAGAAGCACGAUGGCCUCACCCCCAUGCAGCGACUGGAGCUUGAGAGUAGAGGAGGGAGCGCUAAGAGCUCCCGUCCUGGCUCCUCCACCUCCUCCAUUGGGAGCAGGACUGGUCUGACGGGCCAUAUCACCUCCAGGCCUCCGAAAUGGAUCCCAGAGAAAGCCUGGAAGCAGUGUCAGUACCUGUCCUCCACCCUAGAACCUUUUCAGGGGAUCUGUAUGUACAUACUCAACUGCCAUGAUCAGUGGAUGACCUUUGCCAAGGUGGAGGAUCCCUACAGGCUCAUGACGGAACCAUUUGUAAAGAAAACUUCAGCUGCUAAAGAUCCAUCACCUGGACCCACACCAGGGUCGACUCCAUCGGGCGGGAACCCCUUCAGCUGGGAAAUUCUCAAGCCUAUUGAAAGGCUUCUACUGAUCAAGGUCCUGAGACCGGACAGCUUGGUGGCUUCUGUCAGAGCCUUUGUCAAUGAGCUGAUGGGUGACAAGUUCCUGUCCAGUGGUGGCUUUGACCUAAAGGAGAUCUUUGAAGGAUCCACUGCGGUCAAUCCCCUAAUCUUCAUCUUGUCACCAGGUGUGGACCCUACAGCUCAGCUGAUGAGGUUUGCCCGUGACAUGAGGGGAAGUACCCUCCAUGUUGAUCUCAUCUCACUAGGACGUGGCCAGGGACCUAAAGCUGAGGAACUAAUCUCAAAGGCACAGAUCUUGAAGGGUAGGUGGAUCUUCCUGCAGAACUGCCAUCUUGCUGCUUCAUUCAUGCCCAGGCUUCAGGAUAUUGUAGAAGGAUUCAGCAAACCCAAUGUGGAGAUUGACCCUCAGUUCAGGUUAUGGUUGAGCUCUAAACCUGAUCCAUCAUUCCCUGCGUCCAUCUUACAAACUGGUUUGAAGAUGACUGUGGAAUCCCCUCAGGGUCUGAAGGCUAACCUGUUGAGAUCAUUUGGUGGGGGUGGAGCAGGGGCUAUCACAGAGGAGAUGUGGGAGGAUUCAGCACCAGGAGAGAACUGGAGGAGUCUGGUCUUUGGUCUCUGUUUCUUCAAUGCCAUCAUCAACGAACGAAAGAAAUAUGGUGCCCUCGGCUGGAAUAUCCCUCAUGCAUUCAAUGCAUCUGAUUUUGAGGUAUCAGUACAGCUUCUGAAGAUGCUGCUUGUUCUCCAUGAGGACACACCCUGGGAAGCACUGAUGUACCUAACAGGAGAGGUGGUGUAUGGCGGGCGUGUCACUGAUAACUGGGAUAGACGAUGCCUCCUGAGUAUCCUCAAUACAUUCUACUGCAAGGAAGCUCUUUUGCCUGAAUACUGCUACUCACCUGAUAAGAUAUACCACCCUCUUCCGAAAGGCUUCUCUUUGACAUCUUGCCAGACGUACAUCGAGGGGCUUCCAGAAGCAGAUCGUCCUGAGGUGUUUGGUAUGCAUCCCAAUGCAGAGAAGGCCUAUAGGGAGAGUGAGGCACAGAAACUGGUCAAUACACUGCUGACAGUACAACCUAGGGUUAGCAUGCAGAUCAUGGGAACUGGCAAGACAAGUGAUGAGAUAGUCCUGGAGCUUGCCGAGGAGAUCCAACGCCACCUGCCAGAGAGCAUCCAGAGUGAUACAGGGGAGCCUGAGAAGCUCCGGGGGCUCUCCAGGAAGCAAGACAAGGAUGAACCAGGAGCAGGGGGAGGCAUGUUCCCUGGAUUCAAUAUGGCUGGUGGUGGAGGGUUCGGAGCAGGGAAGAAACAAGACAACAAAGUGUCCACACCUGUGGUCAAACCAUCGGAAGAACCUCAAACACCGUCUGCCCUACUGACCAUCCUACGGCAAGAGAUUGACCGUUUCAAUCGUCUUCUAGCGGUGAUCCAUACCUCACUGACCUCUUUAGCUCUGGCCAUCAAAGGAGAGGUGGUGAUGUCUGACCAGCUAGAGGAGAUGUUCAAGGCAUUGCUAAGUCAGAGGGUACCCAGGGCUUGGCAGCAAGCUGCGUAUGAAUCCUGCAAGCCCCUAGGCUCAUGGGGCAUUGACCUCCAGCAGAGGGUUGACUUCUUCUCCAGAUGGUCUGACCUGAUCAUAGCAGCCAAGGAACGCAAGGAGAAGGCACUGGGAGCACAGGGCCAGGCUCCCAUGGAACCAGAGGAUGUGGAGAACUUGAGGGAGCAGCCCAGGAGCUUCUGGUUACCAGGAUUCUUCUUCCCUCAAGGUUUCCUAACAGCUGUACAACAGAACCAUGCAAGAAGGGAGGGUGUGUCAGUGGACUCAUUGACCUUUGACUUCCACAUCAUGACAACUAAUGACGACACGGAGGAGAGUUUGAGUAACGUCAAACAAGAUGUUAACAUUCGUGAAUCAGCCUUCAAGGGUUCCAAUCCACCAUCUGAUGGUGUACUAGUAUUUGGUUUGUUCCUGGAUGGGGCACGUUUUGAUCCCUUCAAUCACACCAUCAAGGAUUCUAGACCAGAAGAGAGGUUCUGCAGACUCCCGGAGGUCCACUUUAUCCCAACCCAGAUACCACCAGAGGGAAUGAUACCACCCACUCCAUCCACAUCAGCCCCCACACCCACCCCACCCCAGUCAGCCACUUCAUCCAUGAGACACAGGAACUACCCUGUCUAUGAAUGCCCUCUAUACCGUACCUCUGCUAGGUCAGGUACUCUCUCCUCUACUGGUCUUUCUACCAAUUUCGUGACCUCUAUUGACCUCCCCACCGAGCAGUCACCUGAUUUCUGGAUCAGAAGGGGCGUGGCACUGCUUUGUCAACUGGAUGAUUGAAGCAGAAUACAUGCUAUAUGUAUGAACAACUGAACUAACACCGAAUACUGUGAUUACAUGGGUUUACAUAGGGACCUUUGUUCCCAGUAGGCAAUGAACUAAAGAAUGGGGCAAUAUGAUGGGGGAAGUCAUACAUGAUAAUCCAGCUAUGUAUGGAACAUACACUUGAUUUCUGAAUUAGAAUGGACAUGGCUCUUAUGCAUCAGUCAGAUAUUAAUACUAGUCGACAUAUUGUACAGGUGUCUCAUGUAGAUUUCUAUUCUUAAACUCUAGAGCAUACAAGUCGUAUGGGUCCAUGUACCAUAUGUUCAAACAGUAGAUCCUCAGAGAUUUUAUUCCUUGGGUUGCAGUUGAGUCAAAAUGGGUUGAGUUUAAGCAUGUACAGUAUUCAUUUAAUCCAUGAAUGAUGAGAUUAAUACGAGUUUUAGCAUGAUGCUAAAGGCAUGGCAAACCUUACUAAUCAGAUGCGAGAAAAAUCAUGGCUGCCUGAAUGCCGUAUUCAAUGAGAAAGCAUUCCUUAUCACGUGGCAUAAUAUAUAUCUUUAUGAAGAUGGAAUGCCCAGGGACUUCCAAAUGGCAUCAUUCUGAUCCAAAGUGACACACAUUAUACAAAGUAUCUUCUUCCCAACAAAGAGAAUCUACAUUGUUUUCAUUUGUAUAAUAUUAAACCAGAGUGAAUAACCAAGUAUGAUGUGAUUUCCCACCAAAUAUGACUCUUGAGUUGGUGCUUGACCUUGAACUACCAAAAAGUUUAUUAUCUUUUGUCGGUUGAAGAAAACUGGUGUUAUUCAUGUAUCAUUUCAGGUGCAAUUUUUCAAUUUUGACUUGUUUUUUUUCCAAAUUAAUUGAUGCUACCUUUGUAUCAAACAGAAUAUAAUUUGUGAAUAGUAAAUUAUUACAUUGUACAUAGAAAUCCUUUGAUAAAGUGGGUUUUUUUAAAACAGAAGUUAGAAUAGAUUUGUUCUUAUUCUGUUAUUCCUCUUUCAGACCAAGAAUUCUUUUACUUCUCUUUUUGGGUUAUUAUUUUUGUAAACUUUUAAUUGAAUAUUCUGUUUAUAUAAUUCGACUGUAUGCAACUUUUAUAGGUUUCAAAAGAUUUUGAUAACCUUAUCUAAACCUUGAUGGGGGUAUAGUCAAGCCUGUCGCAUGAUGAAUCCCAUAAGCUCAUGUAUAGGAAAUUUUUAUGAAAUUGCAGUAUAUAGAUGAUGGGUAUGUUGGUUUUUUUUGUAAUAUAAAUCACAAACAUCAAAACUUAAAUCUACAUAAAGUACUGAAAUUAAUGGAUCACCUUAUUCCUGCUUGUUUCCAAUGGGGCAAACAUGUUUUGAAACUAACACACCUGCAUGGGUGCCGUUUCAUAAAGCUGUCGCAUCGCUUCAUAUGAUUUUAUGAAUGACUGGAGUAUUAAGUGUGAAAUGCGUUUGCGCUGUAAUCAUAGUAAUUACGGCAGCCAAGCUACAG
Molecule: messenger RNA, 16859 nt
Organism: Lytechinus variegatus (green sea urchin)
Lineage: Eukaryota; Metazoa; Echinodermata; Echinoidea; Temnopleuroida; Toxopneustidae
Product: dynein heavy chain 6, axonemal-like
Exons: 88
Coding region: 159-15398 (5079 amino acids)
Biological process (GO): microtubule-based movement
Cellular component (GO): dynein complex
Molecular function (GO): minus-end-directed microtubule motor activity; ATP hydrolysis activity; dynein intermediate chain binding
Source: RefSeq, a predicted model, not a curated record